CCGGGGCUGAUGCGAGUCGCUUCUGCUUCCGGGUCACGCCUUGACAGCGGCUUCCCGGACCGAUCUGCCCCGCGGCUUGGCAGUUUGGAGCAUGUGAACCCACUCUGAGCCUUGAUGAGUUCCAGCAUGUGGUAUAUUAUGCAGAGCAUUCAGAGCAAAUAUUCCCUCUCCGAACGCCUGAUCCGAACCAUCGCUGCCAUCCGCUCCUUCCCACAUGACAACGUAGAGGACCUCAUCAGGGGGGGAGCAGACGUGAACUGCACGCAUGGCACACUGAAGCCCCUGCACUGUGCCUGCAUGGUGUCCGACGCCGACUGCGUAGAGCUCCUCCUGGAGAAGGGAGCGGAGGUCAAUGCCCUGGAUGGUUACAACCGAACGGCCCUCCACUAUGCAGCAGAGAAAGAUGAGGCUUGUGUGGAGGUCCUAUUGGAGUAUGGCGCAAACCCCAAUGCACUGGACGGCAACAGAGACACCCCGCUUCACUGGGCAGCCUUUAAGAACAAUGCUGAGUGUGUGCGGGCUCUCCUGGAGAGCGGGGCCUCGGUCAAUGCCCUGGAUUACAACAACGAUACGCCGCUCAGCUGGGCUGCCAUGAAGGGAAAUCUUGAGAGUAUCAGCAUCCUCCUUGAUUAUGGUGCUGAGGUCAGAGUCAUCAACUUAAAAGGCCAGACACCCAUCUCCCGCCUGGUGGCUCUGCUAGUGAGAGGACUUGGAACAGAGAAAGAAGACUCCUGUUUUGAGCUCCUCCAUAGAGCUGUCGGACAGUUUGAAUUAAGGAAAAAUGGCAUCAUGCCCCGAGAAGUGACCAAAGACCAGCAGCUGUGUGAAAAACUGACUGUGUUGUGCUCAGCACCCGGGACACUUAAAACGCUCGCCCGCUACGCUGUGCGCCGUAGCCUGGGUCUCCAGUACCUGCCCGACGCAGUGAAGGGUCUCCCACUGCCAGCAUCUUUGAAGGACUACCUGUUACUCUUGGAGUAGCCUGGAGGAGGCAUUGCUGCCAUCAUGCAGACGGCUCUGGGUGAGGCUUUCUUGCAAUCCUCUUUGUUGUGGAACACAGAAAAGAAGGUGUUCCUGCUGUGUGGUUUAUAGAUUUGAGGCAACACCAUAACAGUGAUGUAUGCAUCGCCUCCCCUCCCAUCCCAAGCAACCAAACCAAAAACAUUUCCCUCACCUCUGUUUGCUGUGUUAUUGCUUAGUUGCUUUUUUAUAUUCAGCUCUGCAAAAGUCUUCCCCAAGUCCCUUAGGACACUUUAGUCACCAGUGUAACCCCAUUUCCUAGGAAGAUGUCUAGUUCUUAGAGUGUACAGUUCCCUUCGGGGCCGUGGUGUAGCACGGUGACAGAGUUGCUUCUGAAAAGUUCUAGUUGAUGUGACGGUUAACAAAUUCACACCCCAGUUAACAAGAAUUAUGUUCCAAGGAUGAGUGCUUGAACUUCAGGUGGGGUAUAGACACAGAAUUUGGCAUUCAGGAGCACUUCCAUAUGGUACCCAGGGGCUAGUUAUCCAGUAGUUGGGACUUCACGGGGAUACCUGACUGCUCCCCUUAAAAAGAGACACGAAUUCCCAGCAGUCCCAGAAUUGCCAGGCCAUCCUUCUGAUGUGGCUCUUUCCCUGAAAACUCCUUUACAUUAAUGAGCUGAGCAAGCAUCCCAGCAUCCCGCACCUCGGAUAAAGGUCUCUCUGGUAGGGUGGAGGGUGGGUGGGCUGAGCAAGCAUCCCAGCAUCCCACACCUCAGAUGAAGGUCUCUCUAGUAGGGUGGAGGGUGGGUGGGCCGCACGGCCCUUUCCACAGAGCUUCAUUCCUUACAAGUCCGCAAAUUUUUUUUGUUUUUGUUUUUUUCCUAUUCUCUUGGAACCUUUGCUUUUUUAUUGAGCUAUAGAAAAUGGUGGGGUAAGUGGAGCUGGGGAUGGAAUACAAAAGGGGUUCUUCGGAACUGGCCUGCCUACCCUAAAAAGCCCCAUUUCUGUGAACAAUGCUCUUCUUUUUCGUGUUCUUAAACUAGAUGAAGUUGAUUUUGACCUUAAGUGAUCUGUAUGCAAGUUGGAAAGCACUUUUUAAAAAGCUGGCUGGAGACUACACCCAAAUGAAUAGGACCUUCUGACGCAGCUAACUCAAAAAAACGUGCGCCUGCUUUGGUUCUUUCUGUUGCUGGGGUUUGCUCAUUUGAAAAAAGAAUAA
Messenger RNA from Mus pahari (shrew mouse), 2181 nucleotides. It is a transcript of the gene Asb8, whose product is annotated as ankyrin repeat and SOCS box containing 8. The coding region runs from base 115 to 981 and encodes 288 amino acids. NCBI's taxonomy places the organism in Eukaryota, Metazoa, Chordata, Mammalia, Rodentia, Muridae. Gene Ontology annotation, molecular function: protein binding. Gene Ontology annotation, biological process: intracellular signal transduction. The record is from RefSeq and is a predicted model, not a curated record. The transcript is spliced from 4 exons.